Suillus bovinus is the source of this 456-nucleotide messenger RNA. RefSeq lists its product as uncharacterized. The transcript is spliced from 9 exons. Lineage: Eukaryota; Fungi; Basidiomycota; Agaricomycetes; Boletales; Suillaceae. Bases 1 to 456 code for a protein of 151 amino acids. The record is from RefSeq and is a predicted model, not a curated record.
AUGACCAUAGUCUCGAAUGAUCCCACUUUGUGGCCGACCAUCAAUAUACAUGGUGUUUCCAGCUAUUUUGCAGUUGCCGCCUUUGUGGGAGUAUCAUAUGAUUGGGUACUUACAUUCGGACGAGAGGUCGAACUGAUCUGGAGGCAACGCUGGUCCCUAAUUACAGCUCUGUAUCUCAGUGUGCGCUACCUUGGUAUCUUACUCGCUAUCCUGUCUGUGCUGAGCGACGUUGGGAAUAUCUCACUGACUGAUACAGAAAAUUCCUUGGACACUCUGCUUUAUGCUGGGUUUCUUGAGAUUUUGACAGUCGUGCAGAUGUUUUUGCUGGGACCCCGCCUGAUACUUAGUAUUCGAGAGUAUCAUGCUAAGCUCGUGGUCGAUUCUGACUCGGCGACUGGUAUGACCUCGAUGGCUUUCCAGGAGCGCGUGCGCAUAUCAACCAGCGGUAGUGUGUGA